AUGGUUAAGACUAGAGGAUUAGGUUGUGAUGUAGGUAGGGUUGUUGGAAGAGGUCUAGGGAAAGGGAAUGGUGAUGAUUCUGAUGGUGCUCCCCAGCGUCGAAGGCUGACCGCAUCAACACGCAGGCAACGGGUACCUGUCAUUGUUACCGAUGAUGUGGCUGCGGUACCUACGGACUCACCUGUAGUACCAGAGGCUGAGCCUGUUGUAGUUGGCGAUGAGUCGAUGGUAGAUGCUGGCACACAAGACACCGGUUCAGAGACUGACUCACAGGAUAUCGGUGCAGAGGAUGCUGCAGAUGAGGCUGAGGGAUUUCCUGGUGGACCCAGGGACCCAUCAAUGCUUACGGAGUAUGCUGAGCAUGUUGCAGCCAGCUUAUGGUCUGGAGAAGAACGUCUUGAGUUGAAGUUAUCCUCCCAUGGGAGGAAGGUGCAUAAAUUAGGCAUGCCUGUUCCUACAAUUGAAGAGAUGGUUGCUAGGACAAGAUUAAGUCAUCUGAUCGCGUGUUUAGUAGACACCGGCGAUCGGGGACUUAUAUUCUCGUUUGUCGAGAGGUGGCAUCGGGAGACGAGCACUUUCCAUCUUCCAGUAGGGGAAGUAUCCAUCACGUUGGACGACAUCACGUCUCUUUUUCAUCUGUCGAUCGUUGGCGACUUCCAUGCCUUCCAGCCUCUACACAUCAACGAGGCGAUGCUGAUGUUGGUUGAGUUACUGAUGGUCUCACCAGAGGUAGUCAUGGCCAAGACAAGUGCAACCCAUGUUCAUGUUGUGUUCUUAGACGCCCUACGUGACCUCACUCAGACUAGGAGGUAUGUAUGGGGAGCUGUUGGCCUCGUCCAUAUGUACAAUCGACUUAAUGAUGCUAGUAUCAGCAUCAGCCGACAGGUUGCUGUUGCAGAGUGCAAUGCUGAUCCGAACUACGACGAGGUGUCACCACGUGCGUGUCGGUGGAUUGCCACAAAGAAGAUUGUGAAGAAGAUAUCUACGGCGAUGUACAGGCAGCGCCUGGAUCAUCUCAGGAUUCCAAAUGUUUGCUGGAUGCCAUAUGCGGAGCACCGAUCGGUCCAGGAGUUUCAUCUGAUUUCAUGUUUCUCAGGACAACUCCGUUGGGGGCCUGUUGUUGUCAGAUACAGACCGAAGAGGGUUAUGCGUCAGUUCAGAUACGUCCAGUGCAUUCCUGCACACCCUGUCGAUUCAUGGGUGUCAUUUGAUGACGUAGACGAUAGGUGGACGCAUUACUCAGACCAUCUGGCGCCAGCAGGUGACAUAUGUGUUAUGCCACUUCAGUGUGCACCCGACUACAUCGACUAG
Molecule: messenger RNA, 1311 nt
Organism: Glycine soja
Lineage: Eukaryota; Viridiplantae; Streptophyta; Magnoliopsida; Fabales; Fabaceae
Product: protein MAIN-LIKE 1-like
Exons: 4
Coding region: 1-1311 (436 amino acids)
Biological process (GO): meristem development; meristem maintenance
Source: RefSeq, a predicted model, not a curated record